This is a messenger RNA of Panicum hallii, 1807 nucleotides long. Its product is annotated as putative B3 domain-containing protein Os04g0347400. Gene Ontology annotation, molecular function: DNA binding. Lineage: Eukaryota; Viridiplantae; Streptophyta; Magnoliopsida; Poales; Poaceae. The coding region runs from base 1 to 1584 and encodes 527 amino acids. The transcript has 8 exons. The record is from RefSeq and is a predicted model, not a curated record.
AUGGCGUCGUCCGGCGACCACGUCGCGGCCGCCAAGCACCUCAGGGUGCUGCUGCCGUUCACCUGCGACAGUCUGCGCGUCCCCGACGAGCUCGCCGAGGACAUCGGCGCCGGGGAGGCCCUCGUCGUCGGCCCACUCGGCAGCAAGGGAAAGGUUUUCUGGCGCGUCGAGGUCGGGCGCGACGGUGACGGCGCCUUCCUGGGCCGCGGCUGGCCCGAGCUCGCGGACGCGUGCGGCGUCGACGCAGGGUGGCUCCUCGUCCUCCGCCACCGCGGCCGCGGCGUGCUCACCGUCAAGGCCUUCGACGACACCCGCUGCCUCAGUGACCUCGGCGCUCCCGCUCCGCCUCCAGUUGAAGCAGCCGUGAGUGGCAAAGCCACCGCUCGUAAGCCACAGUUCAUCAUUGUGCUUCCAACCGAUUUCAUGGAAAAGAUGCUAAUACCUGCUAAGUUUGUGCAACAGCACAUCCCCAAAGAGCACCGGAACAAUCAUAUGGCCAUUGUUUUGGGACCCCAUGGCAAAGUUUAUAACAUUAAGCUUGAGGCAGAUCGAUCGGACAUGUUCUUCACAGGUGGCUGGUCACAGUUUAUGGUGUUUCAUGACAUUACUGAAUCUAAUGCUCUGCUGGUAAGGUAUGAGGGCAGCAUGGUGUUCACUGUCAAAGUGUUUGGCUCUGAUGGAUUUCAGAGAUAUUCCAAGCAGAAGGAAAACAAAGCUCAGCAAAGAUCAACAUUACCACAUAGUGAGAAGCUGCAGAAAGCACCAUCUGUUUCCAUUCAGAACCGUAAGCGUAAGAACAAGACAUCAUUACAAAGGAACUCGAUCUACAAGAUUGGGCCGCCGUCAUGGAUAAAGAAGCAGAUCAACACCAACACACUUGAAAAGCAUCUUGCUUUGGCAAAAGCUUUCUGUGAUGCUAUUGGGCUGUGGGAACCUUGUACAAUAACACUGAGAGUCUCAACAACAGAUGGUACUAGAUCUUGGCUUGUGCAUGGACUCCCAUGCAAAACAAGCAGCUACCUGCUUGUGCAGGGUUGGAGGCAGUUCUGCCAGGAGAACCAUCUCAAGGAAGGGGAUACCUGCACCUUCAAUGUCAUCGAAACCACACUGUGGAAUGUACUUAUCACAUGUCAUGAGGAAAAGAUGAAUCAGUUCUGCUAUCAAGAAACCCCUAAGAGCAAGAAAGACAAGUCCAGUACUGAUGGACAAAAGAUGAUUCAACGCUCCAUGAAUUAUUUGAACAAGGGUAGGACAAAAAGUGUCUUUGAGAUUGGGCCACCUGCUUGGAUAAAGAAGGAGAUCAAUGCCUGCACAAUUGAAAGUCAUCUCAAUUUGCCACUGGCCUUCUGCGAGGCGAUUGGACUUCGACAACGCUGCAUGAUCACGCUCAAAACUUCUACCAGCAGCACCAAGUCUUGGCAGGCGCGCCUAAACGUGUACCAGAAUUGCUGCCAGCUGGUUGGAGGCUGGAAGAGUUUCUGCCUCGAUAAUGGGAUCAGGGUGGGCGAUGUCUGUACCAUGCAGAUCAUAGAAACCACCCUGUGGAAUGUCACGGUCGAUCGUCGAGAAGAUAGUACCAGGUAGUGCAUCAAUCCGCCUCUGCGAUGGUGUCUUUUGUUUGAAAGCACUGGAUGCUACUGUUCGUUUCAUUGAAUGUACAAGUUUGUCUUGUAAGUUGGCCAGUUUGGGGAGCUUUUGUUUGGGGCUUCGUUGGAGUAGCCGACACUCCUAGAAGCUCUCCCCCAAACAGGACUAAGUGCCAAGCCAAGCUAAGACAUGCACCAGUGUCCACUGGAUACCCUUUUGA